CCUGCCGCACCACUAUGUGUGUUGGUGCUGCUAGCUCUAUUAGUUGCGGGAAAACGCUGCGUCUCGUUGCACACGCGUGGAAAUGGGCACUGUCGCGGACCAGUCCUCGCCUCCUGUGCACCGCUGCGCUUGUACGAUGCGUACAGCCGCCUCGCCGGCUUUAGACCUCUCGCAAUUUGGAGAUGCCUACGGCCAAAAGCCGGUGCGAGGAACGGGAGCAAUCUUGAGGGCACUUCUCGAGCUCUGCCUCGACCCUUCUUCGUGCCUGGGGACUCGCGGAUCCUCGGCUUGCCACAACUUGAGAGACCAGCUUUGUUGCUACGCGCGUCCGCGACGCGGCAGCAGAACGCUUCGCGCGCGUUUCCACAAUAGCUCUCAACGCGCCAAAGCGCUUGAGCCCCGCAGAAACCCUGCGGUUGCACGGCAGAGCUGCAACUUUGGCAGUGCUCUCCCUGCUGUGGUGGCACACACUUGACGGACGACGCGUGCGCGAUACCGUGGCGCCUCGCGCAGCCACAGAGCCGCAGCGCACGCCAUAAAAUGCUGGCCAUCUCGGAAAACGCGCGCUACACGAACGCGCUCGGCGACGCGCUGCUCUGCGCGAUGCACUGGUGCUUCGUGUACCGGUUCGUGCGCCGGGGCCGCGUCACGGGGGACCGGGCGCGGGCCCUGCAAGGUCUCACGCUCGCCUACUACCUCUGCAUGAUCGGCUUUCAAGGGUUCGGGUGUUUGAUGCAUCUGGUCGAACCGAAUUAUGCCGUGCCGGACAAAUUCUGGGCCUACUACAUGCUGUGCGGGUGCUUCGCGCCGCCGUUGUAUGGCAUGGUGUGCUGCCUGGACCAGCUCGAGGAUGCGCGGCACGCGGUGCUCGGCGUGGCCGGGUUUUUGGUGGCGCCGCUACUCUAUCUGCCGUGCGCCUACUUUCGGGUGGACCUGUCGGACUACCUGCCCCUCCCCAAGACGCUGGAGCUGACGUUGCCGGCGUUCUUCGUGCGAAGAAUGAGCAACCUGCCCUGGAUGGCCUCGGCGCUCGCGCUGAAUAGGGUGAAGGAGGCGACGGUGCCGCUGACCCUCACUUUUGAUGGAAGGGGCUACGCCGCGACGCCCUUCGAGGCGAUCUUCGACCCGAAAUAUAGGGACGCGACGGACCUCGUGGCGUCGUUCCCGGACUGGCGCUGCGAGUCGCUCGGGACGCUCAUGCUCUUCUUCGGCGUGGGCACGAACGUCGUCUUCACGCUGCUGAACGCGCACGGCGCGCGGUCGCCGGACGCGGGGAAGCGGGGCCGGGCCGCGGACGGCAAGACGAGCGGCCUCUUCAUGUUCGUCGCGCUGCUCAGCAUGCCGCCGUCCAUGCUGCUGGGCGGCGUGCGCUGCGGCAUCGACCUCAUGCACGCGUGCGCCGCGCCGUCGAUGUACCUCCAGGCGGCCGCGUGCGCGGGCGCCGUCGCGGCGGCGGACGCGCGCGCGCGCGAGCGGAAGGUCCGCUAG
Pelagomonas calceolata is the source of this 1488-nucleotide messenger RNA. Lineage: Eukaryota; Pelagophyceae; Pelagomonadales; Pelagomonadaceae. The record is from the annotation of a GenBank genome assembly.